AAAAAAAAAAAAAAAAUAAAGAAAAAUAUUUGGGGCCCGUUUUUCUUUGAUAAUGAAAAAAAUUUAGGAAUAUCCAUUACCAUUUUCCACCAAAUGAAAACCCCAAAUUUGUCCUGAAAAAAACGCAGUAUAAUUCACCUGGAUGUACAAAGUAGUUCUGAUGAUAUGUACGGUUUUACUAAACACAUGUCAACAUUGCAAAAUUGUGCUUAGGCAUUUAGAUUUUGUUUACCCUUAGGUGUGAAGGGUUAA
This is a messenger RNA of Staurois parvus, 252 nucleotides long. The record is from the annotation of a GenBank genome assembly. Lineage: Eukaryota; Metazoa; Chordata; Amphibia; Anura; Ranidae.